GGGCGCGCGACGUGCUUCGCCGGAUAAAUGCCGUGGCGCCGGUCGUAGGUGAGCUUCUGUCCUGAGCGCCAACCCGUCUGCGCGUUUGGUGGCGUCAGGUUCUGCGCCUGAGCCCGCCCCUGUACCUGCCUGUGCCAUGGCGGACGAAGGGAAGUCAUACAACGGGCAUGAUGACCAUGUUAGUUUCCCUCAAAGAAGAAAGAAAGGCCGGAGGCCUUUCCGAUGGAAGUGUGGUGAGGGGAAUGGUAGGUCUGGAAGAGGUGGUUCUGGUAUACAGUCUUCCCAGUUUCAGGAAGAUGAUGGAGAUGUGGCAAAGAAUAAUCCCCAGGAUGGCCCCGGAGUCAGAUACAACCCCUAUACCAAUGGGCCUAACCGUCAGAGAGAUACUUGGCAUGAUCGAGAUCAAAUUCAUAUUACUGUACAGAAAGAGAGAGCUCCUCCAGAAAGAGGAGGUGCUGGCACCAGUCAAGAUGGGACCACCAAGAAGUGGUUCAAGAUUACAAUUCCUUAUGGCAGAAAGUAUGACAAAAUGUGGCUUCUGAGCAUGAUUCAGAGCAAGUGCAGUGUCCCCUUCAACCCCAUUGAGUUUCAAUAUAAAAGUACACAGGCCCAUUUUUUUGUGGAAGAUGCCAGUACUGCUUCUGCAUUAAAGGCUGUUAACCAUAAGAUUCAGGAUCAAGAAAACAGAAGGAUAACUAUCCUCAUCAACUCUUCUGCUCCACCCUGCAUUGUACAGAAUGAACUGAAGCCUGAACAAGUAGAGCAGCUCAGGCUGAUCAUGAACAAACGAUACGAUGGCUCCCAGCAAGCACUUGACCUCAAGGGCCUCCGCUCAGACCCAGAUUUGGUGGCUCAGAACAUCGAUGUUGUUCUAAACCGCAGAAGCUGUAUGGCAGCUGCCCUGAGGUUCAUUGAAGAGAACAUUCCUGAGCUAUUGUCUUUGAACUUGAGCAACAACAGGCUAUUCAAGCUGGAUGAUAUGUCCAGCAUUGUACAGAAGGCACCAAACCUAAAGACCCUAAAUCUCUCUGGAAAUGAAUUGAAGUCUGAGUGGCAAUUAGACAAGAUAAAAGGGCUGAAGCUGGAAGAGCUGUGGCUUGACAGAAACCCCAUGUGUGACACCUUCAGAGACCAGUCCACCUAUAUCAGGUCAGUUGUAGCCUCUGUCUCCCCUCCUGGGGACAUUUACCCCCUGGGAGGCUGAGCUAAUGCACCCUGACCAGUGCCCGUCUACAGGAGAACAUGCAGCCCUGAGCUGGAACCACCUGUCCUUUGGGAGGAGGAUCAAGUACUCCUUUAUGCCUGUCUAUGUCUCCUAGCUUUGUCCCAGAUCUCCUCUCCUUUCUUCUUACCUU
Molecule: messenger RNA, 1355 nt
Organism: Grammomys surdaster
Lineage: Eukaryota; Metazoa; Chordata; Mammalia; Rodentia; Muridae
Product: nuclear RNA export factor 1-like
Exons: 10
Coding region: 137-1204 (355 amino acids)
Biological process (GO): poly(A)+ mRNA export from nucleus
Cellular component (GO): nucleus; cytoplasm
Molecular function (GO): RNA binding; protein binding
Source: RefSeq, a predicted model, not a curated record